AUGAGGACGCUGCUCGUUCAAAUCCUCUGCAUCGCUCUCUCAGAGGUGGUGCUGAGCGCUGCAGACUCCUCUCCACUGAGCCAAGACAGGCUGGAGAAGCUGUCUGCAGCAGGGGAGCGGUUUGUAAUUGAGGAAAUGAAGCGGGCUCUACUCGGGGUGAAGCACUCAAAGGAAACCAUGGAGAAAAAAGAGGAGAGGCACAUGCACCUGAUGGACUCCCUGAGACACAGUAACGACAAGAAGAAGGGGGCGACGCAGCUGGCUCGAGAAACAGAGCAGAAACUCAAGGAGGCCGAGCAGCAGUGUGAAGAUUUAACCAAAUCCUCCUUUGACGAGUGCCGACCGUGUCUCGAAGACACGUGUAAGGCCUUCUUCACCUCCACAUGUCGACGUGGCUUCGCCGCUUUCUCGUUCAAGGUGGAGGAGUUUUUCAGAGAAAUGGCCACCCAGUUGGAACCAGCAGAGCAUGUUUACGGUCAAAAUGAGGACAAAGUAGCUCGGACCAAGUCGCCUCAGAAUGACACUGAUGAGAGUAAAUCCGACCUGGAGCUGCUGCAGGCGGAGGAAUCGUUCAGCCGGCUGCUGUCAAACAUCAGCCUCCUCUGCAACCACAGCAUCACUCUGGUCAAGAAGAUGCCGCACGUCUUCGGUCAUUCUUUUCUUGCAGCCUUGGACAUGGAGCUCCGGCCCAGCCCGCGGUCAGGCCUCCAGGGUGGCUUGACCGCAGGCUUCUUCAGGACCGUGGGCCUGGAUCACAUCCUGGAUUCAAUGUACGACUUUGGGAGGAACGUGGUGGAAGAGUUCAGCUCCACAGUGGUGGAUGUGUUCGAGGAGAUACAAGAAGCUGAGGAGUAUUUUCAGCAGGCGAGCAGAGACACAGGAUCACUCUCCUCUCUGGAACAAACCCAGAGCAGAUAUAUGUGCAGACGACUGCGCAGAGAAGCAUCGGUGUGUUGGCAGCUCCAGGAUCUGUGUGAGACCUGCAAGGAUUAUCUGUUAAAAGAGUGUCCCAGUGUCCAGCAGCUGCACUCUCAGAUGGAGGAGAUGUACAUGUUGCUGAACGCCUCUCGUCAGCAGUACGACGACAGACUGCAGCUGGUGCAGAGUCACACGGCAGAUACUCAGAGGUGGCUCAGCAGCGUGCACGACAAGUACGACUGGGUCAACAGGCUGUCCAACAGCACGCUCGGCCCACACGUGUUCAACAUGAUCAGGGUGAUUCCACAUCAGCAGGUGAAGAGUCCCAGACCUAAACCAGACACCAGUGUGCUCGUCGCCAUACUGGACUCUCCCCCGAUCACUGUUCGAGUCCCUGCAGAGCUGGAGGUGGACGAACCAGCUUUCAUCCAGUUUGCAGCUCAGGAGGCUCUGACGCUACAUAAACAGCAGAUAAGAGGACUUGCGUGACACAGUGAUCUCUACAUCUGCAGAGCUUCUCCAGACACUGGAUAAAGAGCCCAGAGUCCAAAUAAACUGACAACUCGAACGUUUAC
Messenger RNA from Paralichthys olivaceus (Japanese flounder), 1493 nucleotides. Its product is annotated as clusterin-like protein 1. NCBI's taxonomy places the organism in Eukaryota, Metazoa, Chordata, Actinopteri, Pleuronectiformes, Paralichthyidae. The record is from RefSeq and is a predicted model, not a curated record. Gene Ontology annotation, molecular function: misfolded protein binding. Gene Ontology annotation, cellular component: nucleus.